GAAAAAAAAGUUAAAUUUGAUUGCAAGUCAUGGAUAAAUCCGAAAAAAUAAUAGUUUUUUGCAGCUUUUAAACCUGCGACGCUAAUCCCAUAUUAAGGAUGGUACAAAUCGAUUAACCUAGAGCUGACAAUUUAAUAAUCGAUUACAAUAGAGAUGAGUACAGUGCCGCGAGGAAUAUUCGUGCUGUUUGAAAGAAACGGCAGAAGAAAUAAGUACGCGAAGAGGAAGAAAAACAAAAAUUACAGCUUGUAUUUGAAGAUUUCGUCUAAAAACAAUUUGUGCGCGACAUUCGGAAGGAAUAUACAAGUGCGGCAGCAACAUUUAAAACCUCCAGCGCAAAGCUCGAGAAGAUUUUGGUAAACAAUAAAUAGAGCGAUUGUCAUGCAAGCACAAUACCAAAUCCCGCUUUCCACAUCUCCGCAACAACCGAAAGGAGUCAAUCUAUUGCAAUUGCACGCUCUGCAGUGGCUGUACGCCCAUGCGCAGCAAAAUAUGCCCGCCAAUAUGCCGGCCCAUUGCUGCCAAGGAGCCGGACAGCCGCCGUUUAAUUACGCCCAGCCAAACAUGAAUUAUUUCGCGCCACCGCACAACGGUCAGGCACAGCAGCCGUAUUUGAAUUUCCAUCCGCAGGCCGGAGUUGGCGGCAUAAGGCAGCUGUAUAAUCAUGCGCAGAGUGCCAGCCAAAAUUAUGCCCAACCGUUCAACAUUGGCCAGCCGCCCAGCAUGAGCUUUGUGCCGCCGGCGCCGUGCGGCCUAAUGCAGCAAUCGUUCAGCCCUGGCCAGCCCAAUCUCUACCAGAGCUGUGCAGUGCAGCCGCCAUAUGGUUAUGCGCCGCAUAAUAUCGCCUAUAUGCCCCCAACGUCGACGCCGGCGCAGACGCAGUGCGCCCAAAUGCAGCAGCCGUACUGUGGUGAUGUCCAGAGCAUGCAUUUUAUGCCGCCGCCGUGCGGCCCGGACCCCGGAUCCCCGCUGUGCAACGAACCCUUUGGCAAUGUGUCCCAGUUCGAGCCGGGGCAGCCGAGUGGCAAACAUGUGUAUGUGAACGGAGCACUCUAUAAUACCGAAUUGCUGGAACCGCCAUUGGAUAGUUUCAAUUCAGCCGGAGAUCCGGAAUAUCCGGCGCAUCCAUCAUUGGAAAAUGUGUCGCACGAUGAAGAGACCGUCGACACCGAAGAUGGUUACGAUCCGUUGGACGACGUAAGUAGCCUACGAAUGCCGACCCGAGUUGAAUAUUACGCUUCUCUAUUGCAGGCCAUGCCCUCAAUAUAUGGUAUACGGUUCUACAAUCCGAACUAUGGGCCCGAGGGCGCCAUACCGCCGCGAUUCAAGAGGAAAAUGUACAAUCGAAAUGCCAACAUAAAUGCCUGGCUCUCGUCGAAGCAGCCGGAAGGCGGCAUGCCGCGAUUUCAGGAUCCAUGCGCAAUGUUUCAUGGCCCCAAUGAAAAUGCAAUGGGCCGCAACAAUAGGGGCAAACAGGAGGCGGGUCAGGAGCUGAAAGAUGCCGCCACAACGGCUGCUCAACAUUUUAUCGCCUCCAUGUCGCCAAAUUCGAAGGUCAAACGCCGUCAGGGACGCAGUCGUCCACGGGGUUUCACACAAUCAUUUGGAAUCGUUGCGCCCAUCAAGCGUAACAAUUCUACGGCCAAGGAUAAUCUGUUGGCGGCCAAAAAUGUCUUAUCCUUGUUCGAUAAGAAGUCGCCGCCCAUCAGAAAAUGGGAUGACUUUGAUCCGGACAGAGGCAACAUCAAUGUGGACUGGCCUUUGCCCAACGAUGUCAAUAAAACGGGACCAAACAAUAAAUCCCAAACCAAACGUAACAUUUUUUCAAAGGAACCAACUGAUCAUUAUUUUAACUAAUCUCUGGUCUCUUAAUUUAAGACAUCACAAAUAACUUUUAACAGCAGGCCAUAUUUAAACAUAUUCUUUAACUUGACAGUUCAAAACUGCCCACUCUUUGCAAUAAACAAGAAUGGGGAAGCCCCUUUUACACUUAAAAAAAAAGAAAAAAUACUAUCGCAAACAAUUCCGAUUUGAAGCUAGAUACCUGAAUACAUUAUAUCUUAACAUAUUAGACCCUGAUACUUGGAAAUAUAUACUUGUGUAUAUCCGCAUCAGCGAAAUGUCUGCCUUGCGAAAAUCUAGUUUAAUUCUAACCUACUCACCGUUUCGGCACGCUCUCUUCUGUGGUCUCUCUCUCUCUCCAUCUCUUGUGGCAUACUGGAUUACCUAAAAAGAAAUAAGAUGUAAUUUGAAAAAGGGAGCAACUCUGCUAAGCUAUAGAAAAGGCAACAUUUAUCGCCUUUCUAUGCGAUUUUCAUAAAUGCAGCUAAGGCAACAUGAUCUUACAUGAUGUUCAUUUAAACGGUUUUCGAUUUAGGUUUUUGUUGAUUAUCACAAGCCAGCUUGAUAAUUAAUGCUACAUCAGCUCAUAUUCACACCGGGUGCACAACAAUUUAGAAAAUAUGCUCUGUUUAUUUAUUGAUUGUUAUAUAGUAAAUAUGGUUUUGUUUUCUGUUAAUGCAUUUUCGUUGUGUUUGUUGGUGACUUAGAUCUCAUGGCGCAGGCCGUGAUAUGAGAUCUGUUUCUGGGCAGGAGCAC
Drosophila virilis is the source of this 2598-nucleotide messenger RNA. RefSeq lists its product as uncharacterized. The record is from RefSeq and is a predicted model, not a curated record. NCBI's taxonomy places the organism in Eukaryota, Metazoa, Arthropoda, Insecta, Diptera, Drosophilidae.